Messenger RNA from Annulohypoxylon truncatum, 2317 nucleotides. Its product is annotated as aldehyde dehydrogenase. The transcript has 3 exons. The coding region runs from base 140 to 1732 and encodes 530 amino acids. NCBI's taxonomy places the organism in Eukaryota, Fungi, Ascomycota, Sordariomycetes, Xylariales, Hypoxylaceae. The record is from RefSeq and is a predicted model, not a curated record. Gene Ontology annotation, molecular function: oxidoreductase activity, acting on the aldehyde or oxo group of donors, NAD or NADP as acceptor.
UAAUGAUGCGGGGAAUGCGGGGAAUGCCGUAUGCAUUUGGUCAUCAGUCUUGGUAAUAGUCAAUAGCCUAGGCAUAGAUACUUAGGUACAGUUUAGUUGAUAAAAAAACUUAGAUGCAGGUAUAUAACGCUCUCCAAACAUGUUGCGCUCCUUUGUGAGAGCAACUCGCUCAAGUUGGACACUUAACCACCUGCAUCUAUACCGCCACAACUCAUCCCGCCUCCUAUCUACAAUGUCGGACUUAAAAGUUGACCUCACAGCCCCCAACGGCAAGAAAUUCACCCUUCCUACGGGUCUAUUCAUCAAUAAUGAAUUUGUCAAAUCGAGCCAGAAUCUGAAGAUUACAAGCAUCAACCCAACAAAUGAACAAGAGAUCUGCACAGUUGAAGCGGCGAGUCCCGAAGACAUCGACCGUGCAGUGGCUGUUGCGAGAGCUGCGUUGAAUCAUGAGUCAUGGAGAGAUAUCAGCGGAACUGAACGUGGCAAGAUAAUGUUCAAGUUCGCGGACUUGAUAGAGCAGGAGAUGGACAUUCUAGCAACUAUCGAGACAUGGGAUAACGGCAAACCAUUAAGUUCUUCUAUGGGAGACUUAGAAGGCGUCGUCGACACAAUUAGGUAUUACGCUGGCUAUGCCGAUAAGAUUCACGGCGAAACCAUUCCUACGACAAGUCAAAAAUUUGUCUAUACCUUGAAACAACCAGUCGGCGUCUGCGCUCAGAUCAUUCCAUGGAACUACCCUCUAGGUAUGGCAUCAUGGAAGUUAGGUCCUGCACUCGCCUGUGGAAAUACUAUCGUCCUAAAACCUGCCGAGCAAACACCAUUAUCUAUUCUGUAUCUGGCGAAACUUAUCGCCAAGGCCGGCUUCCCUCCGGGAGUUGUCAAUAUCACCAACGGGUACGGCCGAGAUGCCGGCCAGACACUGGCUAGCCACCUCGGCGUGGAUAAGAUCGCUUUCACCGGAUCAACUGGUACAGGAAAACAGAUCAUGAAAACUGCUAGCAUCAACAUGAAGAACAUCACACUUGAGACCGGAGGGAAAUCUCCAUUAAUAGUCUUCGAGGAUGCUGAUAUCGAGCAAGCAGCAAAGUGGGCUCAUGGCGGAAUUAUGAGCAACAUGGGACAGAUCUGCACCGCAACUUCGCGACUACUCGUCCAAGAAACCGUAUACGAAAAGUUCGUGAACGUGUUCCGGGAGGUGGUCAAAACGACUAGCAAAGUCGGCGAUCCCUUCGCGGAAGAUACUUUCCAGGGCCCCCAAGUGACGAAAUCACAGUACGAUAGGAUCUUGGAGUUUGUGGAAUCAGGCAAGUCAGAAGGCGCCACGCUGUCGGCUGGAGGUGUUCCUUGCCCGCUUAACGGGAAGGGCUAUUUCAUCGAGCCUACUAUCUUCACCAACGUAAAGGAUAACAUGAAGAUUUACCGAGAAGAGGUAUUUGGGCCAUUCGUCGUUAUCGUGCCUUUCAAGACGGAGCAGGAAGCGAUCGCGAUGGCGAAUGACACCACCUACGGGCUCGGCUCGGCCCUCCACACGAAGGAUAUCGAGCUCGCCCACCGUGUGGCUGCGCGCAUUGAAGCGGGCAUGGUCUGGAUCAACUCGUCCAACGACUCCGACUUCCGUGUCCCCUUUGGAGGUGUGAAGCAGAGCGGUAUCGGCCGAGAGCUAGGAGAGGCGGGUCUAGCGGCGUACACGCAAACGAAGGCUAUCUAUGUGAACCUGGGCCAGAAGAUUUAAAUUUUAAAAGUAUUCGGUUCCGAUAUUGUACGAUGGGUGUUACUAUUUGCGCCUGGUGGCAUGACGAUCUUAUCUCCUUGCUAUUGAUGUCACAUACCUGCACAUAUAUACGUUAGCAAUAGAAGCAUGAUGGAAGGAAUAUGAAAUCCCUCGAAUAUUAAUUGUUAUGUACCUGCCUAUUCCUUACUAUGUAGAAGCUGAAGGGAUCAUCAUCCAUCGCCAGAUUCACAUGUCUGACAGGCCUAUGCUGUUUUGAUUCGGCUCCUUCCCGAAUAUAGGCGGGCAGGGUAUGAUUGUAGGUCGUUAAUUGGUUUUUGACAGAACACUACUGUCUCCUUUUGAAAACCCGGCAGAUAACUGCAAGUCAGCAAUGAUAAUUGCCUCAGCGCAUGGCUGAUAUUGGAAUUUUGGAUUGUUACUACGCGGGUACAUUCCUAGUUGGUGGCCAAUUUUAACCUUUUUCCUUCUUGUCGCAUCAAUCUUACGACGCGCAUUUCUACCACGCACUUGACUGCUUUGAUGUUUCUGCCGGACUUGUUUGAGUUUAUUAGUUUCUCUUCCCGUUAGUUGGAUUUUUAAGUUCGC